GAGAGGCAGAGGACCGAAGUAGUAAUGCGCUCAUAUUUUAUAAUGUUACGGUUUUAUAUGUGUCCUCAAUAAUAUGUGGGAAUGGUUCUAUGGGAAUCAUACCUGCGAUGAUGGAUUUACGAAUUUUUCAGUGCAUUAUGUCAAUUGGAAUUAAUGUUUUAUAACGGACCAAGGAUGACAAAGAGAAUAGGAUACCGAGACUGGAGAUGGCUGGCUCUUUGGUGGCAUCAUUUCUUUCUCUUGUGGAGUACAAUAGACGGACAAACUCGUUACAGCAUCACAGAGGAGCUAAAACGGGGAUCUGUGGUAGGAAAUCUUGCCAAAGAUCUGGGUUUGGCAUUAUCUGAAAUUUUUGACCGUAAGCUGCACGUCGCCUCCGAGGCUGGUGAGCAGUAUUUCAGCGUGGAUGCGGGGAAGGGCGAGCUGGUGGUGAAUGACAGAAUAGACAGAGAGGCUUUAUGUGGACAAAGCACCAGCUGUGUGUUACCUCUGCAGGUUGUAAUUGAAGACCCGCUACAACUUUUUCGAGUUGAAGUCGAUAUUCAAGACAUUAAUGAUAAUGCACCGAGAUUUCCGUCGAAUGAAAUUACAUUGGAAAUUGCAGAAUCGACAGUUGUGGGGGUUCAUUUUCCACUAGAAAGCGCAAUAGAUCCAGAUGUUGGCAGUAAUUCCCUGAAGUCAUAUACUCUUAGUAAAGACGAAUGUUUUAGUAUUAGAGUGAAAGAGGUUGCUGGUGGAAGGAAGGUCCCUGAAUUGAUUUUAGCAAAAGUUUUAGACAGAGAAAAGAAGGCUGUUCACAAGCUUCUUUUGACAGCUCUGGAUGGAGGAAGCCCGGUAAGAUCUGGGACUGCACAAAUAACUAUUAGUGUCCUUGACAAUAACGAUAAUGUUCCCGCUUUCGAAAAAACGUCAUAUAAAGUAUCUGUUAGUGAAAAUGCCUUAGAAGGUGCGUUAAUAGUACAAACAAAAGCGACAGACAUGGAUGAUGGCCAAAACGGUGAGAUUGAAUACUCGUUUGGAGCACACACAUCAGAUGCAAUGAUGUCUAUUUUCAUUAUCGAUCAUAUAUCUGGAACCAUAUUUCUUAAAGGAAAGUUAGAUUUCGAAGCGAAUGCAAAUUAUGAAUUAGACAUAAGUGCGAAAGAUAAAGGCACUCCGAGAAUGGAGGGGCAUUGUACUGUUCAUGUGGAAGUUAUAGACGUCAAUGACAACGCGCCAGAAAUUAUACUCACCUCUCAUCCUAAGCCGGUGCGAGAAGACUCCCCAAAUGGCACAGUAGUGGCAUUAAUCAGUGCAAGAGAUCUUGACUCUGGUGAUAAUGGUAAAGUAAGAUUACAGCUCCCUAAAACCUCUCAGUUUGCCCUGAAACCUUCUUUUUCCCAUAAUUACGCACUGGUUACCAGCGGUCCUUUAGACCGAGAAAAAGUCUCGGAAUAUAAUAUAGAAAUAACAGCCACUGAUUCAGGCUCUCCCCCUCUGUCCAGUAAGAAAAUCAUACCUGUCACUAUCACUGACGUUAAUGACAACACCCCCGUAUUCACUCAGAAAACCUAUAAUGUGUAUUUAAAAGAGAAUGGAGUACCAGGCUCUAUCCUGUACUCAGUAUCAGCAUCUGACCUGGAUUUUGGUGAAAACGCAAAGGUCUCUUACUCUAUACUGGACUCUAAAGUGCAGGACGUUUCUGUCUCAUCGUAUGUUUACAUCAACUCAGAUAACGGCAGCAUCUACAGCAUGCACUCGUUUGACUAUGAGAAACUGAAGGUGUUUCAGAUUCAGGUCCAGGCAAAGGAUCAGGGCUCUCCGUCUCUCAGCAGCAACGCCACUGUCCAUGUUUUUAUCCUGGACCAGAACGACAAUGCCCCCGCUGUUAUUUACCCCUCCUCCGCUGCAAUGGGCUCCCUCUCUCAUCAGAGGAUGCCUCGCUCCGCGAAAGCGGGUCACCUGGUUACCAAGGUGACAGCCGUGGACGCUGAUUCGGGCCAUAACGCCUGGAUCUCCUACAGACUGGCGGAGGCCACAGACGCCUCUCUCUUUACUGUCAGUCUGUACACAGGGGAGGUGAGGACUAAACGCGCUGUGUCCGAGCAGGACGACUCCUCUCAGAGGCUCCUUUUAGAGAUCAAGGACGACGGGGAACCGAUCCAGUCCUCCACAGUCACGGUGUCCAUCAUACUGGAGGACGGCCUCCAUGAGCCCAUCUCAGACCUCCGACAUAAAGCGGCCGAGCCCAGCAAGAAAACUGGGAGAAUCACCCUUUAUUUGAUUCUCUCUCUGGCCUCGGUGUCCGUGCUGUCUCUGCUCACUUUCCUCAUCUUAGCGGUUAAAUGCAUCAGGAACAGCAGGAGCAGCAGUACGUGCUGCAUGAGACGGACCGACUCUGAUGAUUACAAGAACCCCAACAGAAACCUGCAGAUUCAGCUCAACACUGAUGGACCUAUAAAGUACGUGGAGGUCCUGGGAGGAGACAUGCUGUCUCAGAGUCAGUCUUUCAGGUCGUGUAUGUCUCCAAUGUCAGAGUACAGCGAUUUCACUCUGAUUAAACCCAGCAGCACCACAGACUUUAAGGAGGUGAUCAGUGUCCUGGAUGCUUCUUUACCCGACAGCACCUGGACCUUUGAGAGCCAGCAGGUGAGGCGAAAAUGA
Molecule: messenger RNA, 2643 nt
Organism: Pelmatolapia mariae (spotted tilapia)
Lineage: Eukaryota; Metazoa; Chordata; Actinopteri; Cichliformes; Cichlidae
Product: protocadherin gamma-C5-like
Exons: 1
Coding region: 154-2643 (829 amino acids)
Biological process (GO): homophilic cell-cell adhesion
Cellular component (GO): plasma membrane
Molecular function (GO): calcium ion binding
Source: RefSeq, a predicted model, not a curated record